GGAUGUGAUAUCUCCUUUCUAACUGCUCUCCUGAAGGCGUCCUGGACACAUUCUUUCAGGGCCUUUGCUACUGGAAGAGCCAGGACUGAACCAGUGACCUCGGGGUCUGACGAGGGAUAAGGCCCAAUACCCCAGAGCCCAGAGCCAAGCUUUCGGGAGGGCGGCUAAGUUUGUGGUGGGCCACAACACUUGCCAUCUGGCCUUUUCCAGAGAAAAUGGGCUACGUUUGGAUGAGAGAUGUGCGACCCCAAGGUGGGGCUGUGCCCACCUGCCCAGGCAGGCCUCAGUGUAGGAGCUGCUCCAGCAACACCACCUGCUCCCCCUCUGGUUUUCAUGGGGCCUCACGAGGAAAACCGCUCGCAGAGAUACCGGGUGAGGGCUUUGUUCUGAAAUAGAGGGUGGUUUCUCAACCAGAACCAGGGUGGAGGUGUGCCUCUACAGGGCUCAGAAAGGGAUUGGCUGGGAUGGUAGGGCACAUGCAGGGAACCAGGUGGGUGGGUGUUCUAAUACGGAGCAGUGUGCCCAGUCAGUGCCUUCCUGGCACAGGAGCCCCCGAUGCCAGGCCCCGGAUGAAAAAGAACCGUCUACACGACUGCACUGUCUGACAGAGGAGCCGCUGUCAUCGCAAUGAUACAGUCCUCAGGCUCAGCCUGCCUUGUGGUUAGGGGAGUUUCAAGAGUGAGCAUGCUCAGACCCCUGCUACUUCCUGAAACCAUUCAGCUGGGCCUGCAGAGGGGUGCUCAGGGCUGCCUCAGGACGGACCUGCUCAGGGCUGCCUCAGGACUUAGGUCCUUUUAAGCUGUCAGAGCCAUCUUUGCAAGGGGCACAAAGCCACAUUGGAGCCACCAUGAGAUCAGAGUCCACCAGUGCAGCAGGAAACAGCACACCUGGGGUCACCUCCAUCCUUCAGACUGCCUCAGUCCCCUCCGCUAAGAUCUGCCACACGUCCUACGAGGAGAGCAGGGUGGUCCUGGUGGUGGUGUACAGUGCAGUGUGCAUGCUGGGCCUCCCGGCCAACUGCCUCACGGCGUGGCUGACGCUGCUGCAGGUGCUGCAGAGAAACGUGCUGGCUGUCUACCUGUUCUGCCUGUCGCUCUGCGAGCUGCUGUACAUCGGCACGCUGCCGCUCUGGAUCGUCUACAUCCAGAACCAGCACAGGUGGAACCUGGGCCCGCAGGCCUGCAAGGUGACCGCUUACGUCUUCUUCUGCAACAUCUACAUUAGCAUCCUUCUGCUGUGCUGCAUUUCCUGCGACCGCUACAUGGCCGUGGUCUAUGCCCUGGAGAGCCGAGGCCACCGCCACCAGAGGACUGCCGUCAUCGUUUCUGUAGCUGUGUUCGUUCUUGUUGGGCUCGUUAACUAUCCCGUGUUUGACAUGAAGAUGGAGAGGAACUCCUGCUUUGAGCCCCUGGUUAUGAACAGUAAGAUAGCAAGCUACCACUACCUGCGUUUCACCUUUGGCUUCGCAUUCCCUCUGGGCACGCUAGCCUUCACCAAUCACCGAAUCUUCAGGAGCAUCAAGCUGAGCUCGAGCCUGAGCGCUGCACAGAAAGCUAGGGUGAAGCGCUCUGCCACGGCCGUCGUCGCCAUCUUCCUGGUCUGCUUCGCUCCCUACCACCUGGUGCUCCUCAUCAAGGCUGUUAGCUUUUCCGCCGUCGGAGGAGACGGGGAUGCCGUGUGCGCCUUCGAAGGCAGGCUGUACACAGUCUCCGUGGUGUUUCUGUGCCUGUCCACGGUCAACAGCGUUGCCGACCCCAUCAUCUACGUGCUAGCUACAGACCACUCUCGGCAAGAGGUGUCCAGAAUCCACACAGGGUGGAAAAAGUGGUCCACAAAGACAUCCGUUACAGACUUUAGGGACUCAGAGGAGACGCGCUUGCCCACAGCGCUUGCAAACGCCUACACCUUCCCCAAGCCGGUGCACCCUCCAGGGUCACAGCUGGCUCAGCUGGACCCGCUGGACCCGCAGUGCUCCCCACAGAGACUGCCUGAGGAAUUCUGCUAAGCCCAGGCCACCUCGGGGUUAGGAUGCCAAGCCUCGAAACCAGCCUGUCACGUAUUCCUUUGAGCCACUGGCUAGGGUGUUCACAGCACUGUAGAUGUCAUUCUGGGGGACACACUGCUGAUCCUCCCUUCCUAAGGCUGCUCAACUCUGUAAACGUCUAUUUCUUGGAUGUCCAAGACCUCCAGACCCUCCUAUAUGGAAAGUGGCAGUGUUCUGAGAGCACCAGUCAUACCCCUAGGCUGCCAGGGACUCGGGGAGCGUGUGACUGGCAGGAGAGCUCGUCAGCAGCAGCUUGCUCUGCAGGGUCCCAACAGCAUCAGCAGGGUACUUGGCAGAGCCCUGGAUGAUGGCUUUCUCUUCUGUGCAUUCCUGUAUUGUCCAGUGCCUACUGCAGUGUAUGUUGGGACUUUCCACAGGGGCAGACAUGACCUGCAUCCAGGUUUAGCAUCAUGGUUCUUAGGGGCUGUGACAUGGCCAAAGAGCCAUGGGGGGCUAGGAGUCCUACCCCGAGGGCUCCCACUAGAGGUUGGUUCUGUAUAGACAUAAUUGUCUUCUUCUUCUUCUUCUUCUUUUUUUUUUUUUUUUUGGUUUUUACGAGACAGGGUUUCUCUGUAUUGUUUUGGAGGCUGUCGGUCCAGCCCAGCCUCGAACUCACAGAGAUCCGCCUGCCUCUGCCUCCCGAGUGCUGGGAUUAAAGGCGUGCGCCACCACCGCCCGGCUGACAUAAUUGUCUUCUAGGGGAGCCAUGGGGCAUGGUGGCCAGUUGCCCCAGCUCCUGGUAGCCCCAUAUGUCCUCCCUAGGGAGCCCUCUACUAUUUCCAUUAGGAAGUGCCAGUGGGCACCCCAGAAAGAGGUUGACAUGGCUGCUACCGGAUAAGGGGGUAUCCGGCAUCUGGCAUGCCUUCCUUUGCCUUGCAACUUCUGGCCCCAGCAUCACAGGGGAAGUAGGCUGGGAUCUCCUGAAAGGGCGAGUCAGGGGGAAGGCUCUCCGCCCCGUUUUUCUCCAAUGCCGGAUGGGAGAUGAAGACCUCAGGGCUCCCCCAUAAGAGCCUUGUCUUGGCCCAGUCAGACCCAUGCUUUGUUAUCUACCUCGCCAGGUCACUCACUGUUGGGACUGACCCCUCCCCCCAAGAGUCUCCCACACACGUGGCGUACCAGGGCUAGAGACGAUGACCUUAGCGUGCUUUGGAGCCGGCCCCUCUGAAGCUCACACACGCAUCACAAAGUUGCACAGAGCCGGUGGUGAGAAAUGACGUCUGAGGUUAACUUUUGAUCUUCACCGCGGAAAGUGUUGAGAAAAACGAGAACAAGAACACGGAAAUACAAGUUGGUCCAAAUCUC
Molecule: messenger RNA, 3346 nt
Organism: Mesocricetus auratus (golden hamster)
Lineage: Eukaryota; Metazoa; Chordata; Mammalia; Rodentia; Cricetidae
Gene: Gpr132
Product: G protein-coupled receptor 132
Exons: 3
Coding region: 848-2005 (385 amino acids)
Biological process (GO): G1/S transition of mitotic cell cycle; G protein-coupled receptor signaling pathway; negative regulation of G2/M transition of mitotic cell cycle
Cellular component (GO): membrane
Molecular function (GO): G protein-coupled receptor activity
Source: RefSeq, a predicted model, not a curated record